Molecule: messenger RNA, 1415 nt
Organism: Cephus cinctus (wheat stem sawfly)
Lineage: Eukaryota; Metazoa; Arthropoda; Insecta; Hymenoptera; Cephidae
Product: transducin beta-like protein 2
Exons: 5
Coding region: 206-1288 (360 amino acids)
Biological process (GO): endoplasmic reticulum unfolded protein response
Cellular component (GO): endoplasmic reticulum
Molecular function (GO): protein binding
Source: RefSeq, a predicted model, not a curated record
GAGAUCGACCUGUAAUCAAGAUGGCGUCAGACCAAAGUCUCUCGAUCUGACUCAGGAGUCAGAGAAAAUCUUAAAGCCGUGUCAGCAAGCCGACAACUUUCUUCCUGCACAGACACAAGAUCCAGUCCACAUUUACUGCAGUAGAAAGGAGAGAGGACUCGAAGAACUUUCUCCACCGUGGUAUCAACCCGUCGCGACAAGGCGGAUGGUGGAAAUCAGACGUAGCCACUGCGAGAGACAGACAAAAACAAUAAAAGAAGAAUGUGGUAGUCUCUUCGGUGCAGAUAGAACAGUAUUGCUCUGGUGCACAAAAGAUUUGAUCUCGAAGGAUCGUCGAUCGUUGCGCAUAAACAUCGAGUACGAUCAUGCAACGCUUAUACGUUGGUCUCCGGAUGGAAAAGCGUUUAUUAUUCACAAAGCUGUGGCAAACACUGUUGAGGUUUAUAAACUUGCGAAAAGAACUGAUGGCUUCCUGGCUGGAGCCACAAAGGCCGUGGAGUUCCCACAGAAACAUACGGAAGACGUUGUGGGAAUGGACAUUGCCUGCACCGGACGCUUUAUAAUCACUUGCAGUAAAUUGAAUGAUCUAAUAAUUUGGGAUUUAAAGGGACAACCUUUUGCGACGAUAGAUACGUAUCUUGGCACAACUCAUCGUGCUCGAAUUUCUCCCUGUGGCCGCUUUGUUGCUGCAUCAGGCUUCACACCGGAUGUCAAGGUCUGGGAAGUGGGAUUUAGUAAAUCAGGCGAAUUCAAACAGGUUGCAAAGGCCUUUGAUUUAGCUGGGCAUUCUUCUGGGAUCUAUGAUUUUUCAUUUAGUGCGGAUACGAGUAAUAUGGCUACGGUCUCUAAGGAUGGAACAUUUCGUUUUUAUAAUACAAAAAUCGAAUUUGAGAAAGGAGAGGAUCCACACAUUCUUGUUACUGGCAAUUGGGAAGUUACAACUCCAGCGAGUCUCACUUUGUCACCCAACGGUGAGGUUCUUGUAAUUGCUUAUGGAUCAUCUUUGGCCUUUUAUUCGACUAUCACUGGAAAUCUCGAUGCCACUAUAGAAGAUGUCUUUAUUGGUCCCAUUGUUGCUCUUGUUUUUGAUGCUCUUGGAGAGUAUAUCUUGGUAGCUGGUGAUAAGCAUAUCAAAAUAUUUCGAAACGUGACUGGCUACAGAACAUCCAUUCAGUCUGCUAAAUUGAAACUUCAACACAGGCAAACGUCAGCGACCAAGGAACGUCUUGAGAAAAAUAUUAUGGAUUGUGAAAGCUUCCUUCGAGGAAUGGAUGAACGUAUUGCUUAAGAAGAGAUCGGAGUAACUGUUCCAAGUUUUAUGGAAUAAUUCCUACAUAUUUCCUACAAAAACUAAAUAGUUCAUUUGAUAAUUUUACAACGCAUUACAAUAAAGGGUACAGAAUGCAUUUAUUAAA